Messenger RNA from Macrobrachium nipponense, 1635 nucleotides. RefSeq lists its product as uncharacterized. The record is from RefSeq and is a predicted model, not a curated record. The transcript has 9 exons. NCBI's taxonomy places the organism in Eukaryota, Metazoa, Arthropoda, Malacostraca, Decapoda, Palaemonidae. The coding region runs from base 667 to 1011 and encodes 114 amino acids.
UUUCAGAUUUUUUUCUACGAGACUUACUGGACGAAAGGGUACAGCUGUGCGCCUGGAGGAGGCCAUGACGUCAUCAAAAAUCGCUCUAAUUCUCUGGGGCGUCUUCUUCCCUUAUUUUGUCGAUCUGACGAGGAGCUUUACAUGCCCAGCUACCCAAAUUCAGUGUCGCAAAGGUCACACGUGCGUGCAUCUCCACGACGUCUGCAGGAACGGCGAACAGUGCCCAGACGGGUCCGAUGAGGACCCCCGAAUUUGCUCGUUUUGGACUUAUACUUCAUAUGAGUGUCACAACGGAGACUUUUACUGUGAAAGUUCAUACCAAUGUUAUGGCAUUUAUGACAUCUGUCAUAAAUGCAGCAGGCACAGCCAUGAUCCUGCCAUUUGUGAGCUAGUUAAAAAGGGGAGACUUCAGUUAGACGGGGAUGAUGGUGGAGUGGGCAUGGUAUUAACCGAACGGUUGGUCAGCCUGAUGCAGGAAGCUGUCAACAUCACUUCUAAGCAAAGGAAGCCCUGUCCGAUGUUCUUCGUACCUGUAGGGGAAUAUUGUCUUUCUUUCUCUCUCUAGCAAAGGUCUCCUGGGCUGAGGCAAGGCAGUUCUGCAUCUCUCUUGGAGGAGACUUGGUGUCCGUUGACGAACUUAAUCUCUUCACGGAAAUUUUGAAUUACAUGAGAGACUCGCAUCUGACGAGCGACUACUGGAUCGGCGGCCGGUUCGACUUAGAUGCCAAUGCAUGGGCCUGGGUACAAGACGACUCUUCAAUGCCACUGGGGUCUCCUUACUGGGGGACGAGGUACAACAAGUCUUGUAUGCCAAGACCUCCACCCCACACUGACCCUUCCACAGUGCCACGUUUGGCCCUUCCUGGAGCGCCUUGUUUUAAAUACUACCAGACGCCUUCGAAUCGCGCAGCGGGAUGGUGCGCUGCGAUAACCUACGAACAAUACCAUUUUUUCACCGACGAACCAUGCGUAGACGCCUACAGCCCUCUGUGCCAAAGGAGGGCUAACUAGAGAACUGAAAUAUCCUAGAGACUUAGACCCCUGGUUCGUUGGACAUCUGGUUACGGAAACAGCCCUGGUUCCUGGUUCCUAAGCGCCCACUCCAAAAACAGUUGCUGUCAUACUGUGUAUACUAUUCAUGUUAGGUGCAGAGGUAUUCAACUUUAUAGCUUUUUCUUUCGUACUGUUAUUACAUUAUUUAAACUGGCAGACACUGAAUUCCCCUGUCUUUUACAAUCUUAAACGCCCAUAGCUUUACUUUAUACGUCAAACUGGUUAUUCAAUCCUUGAUCAUUACUCUUUUCUGCAACUAGAAUCCCCAAAUGUUAGAUAUGUUUCUAAACUGAUUUUUACCAAAUGUUCCCAAUAAAUUUCUGCUUUACUUUUAACCUUCACCCAUUCAUUUUUUCUGUUACUGAGCCAGCGCCAAAAACGGCGUUUUUCUGCAGAGGAUUUACUUAUACACAGGCUGUUCGGUUUCGUAAACACUUAGCUGUUGAAAUUCAGGACUGCAAUUGUUGUCGUUUAUUUUCUUUAGUUUAAAACUCGCGAACAAAUAUAUUUUCUAUGAGAAAGUCCUUCUUGCCAUAUUUGCUUUUUGACCUAUAUAAUCCAAACAAAUAAAGGAAAAUAACC